UAUCUAGCAGAGAAGGAGGCUGCAUUCUAUGAGAGUCCAAACCCAGUCCAAUACACAGAGUCUCAUCCAGAUAGAGAAAAACUGGUGCUACUUCUGGUCGAUAAUUAAAAGCGGUGAAGCCUGGGAGCGAGGAAGGCAUGGAGAAUCCAAAGAAGCCAUCAUCACUCCAGGUGGAAUUGCCGGCCUGUGAGGCGACGCGCUUCGAGCUUCCGGUCGACUCCGAGCACAAGGCCACCGAGUUCCGGCUCUUCUCCUUCGCCAAGCCGCACAUGCGCGCCUUCCACCUCUCCUGGUUUUCCUUCUUCUGCUGCUUCGUCUCCACCUUCGCUGCCCCGCCCCUCCUCCCGGUCAUCCGCGACAACCUCGGCCUCACCACCACCGAUAUCGGCAACGCCGGCAUCGCCUCCGUCUCGGGCGCGGUCUUCGCCCGCCUCGCCAUGGGCACCGCCUGCGACCUCGUCGGCCCCCGCCUCGCCUCCGCCUCGCUCAUCCUCCUCACCACCCCCGCCGUCUACUCCACCGCCAUCAUCGACUCCGCCUCCUCCUACCUCCUCGUCCGCUUCUUCACCGGCUUCUCCAUCGCCUCCUUCGUCUCCACCCAGUUCUGGAUGAGCUCCAUGUUCUCCCCGCCGAAACUAGGAGUCGCCAACGGCCUCGCCGGAGGUUGGGGCAACCUCGGCGGCGGCGCCACCCAGCUCAUCAUGCCCCUCGUCUACGACCUCAUCCGCCACACCGGUACCACGAGUUUCACCGCAUGGCGCGUCGCAUUCUUCAUCCCGGGGGUCAUGCAGGCCCUGUCGGCGAUCGCCGUCCUCGCUUUAGGCCAGGACAUGCCCGACGGCAACUACCGGAAUCUGGAGAAGGCCGGAAACAAGCCCAAGGACAGCUUCCACAAGGUGUUCUACAAUGGAGUCACCAACUAUAGGGGAUGGAUACUGGCGUUAACGUACGGGUACUGCUUCGGGGUGGAGUUGACGGUGGACAACAUUAUAGCAGAGUAUUUUUAUGAUAGAUUUGGUGUCAAUCUCCAGACAGCUGGGAUCAUUGCGGCGAGCUUUGGGCUGGCGAACAUCGUGUCGAGGCCCGGUGGCGGGUGGUUGUCGGAUCGGAUGUCCGAGAGGUUUGGGAUGAGGGGGAGGUUGUGGAGUUUGUGGGUGGUGCAGAGCCUGGGUGGGGUUCUCUGUAUCCUGUUAGGGAGGAUGGACACCCUCAGCGCGUCCAUUGCCGUCAUGGUGUUCUUCUCAUUCUUUGUUCAGGCUGCUUGUGGGCUCACCUUCGGUGUUGUCCCUUUUGUCUCCAGAAGGUCUUUGGGAUUGAUCUCGGGGAUGGCAGGAGGUGGUGGGAAUGUGGGAGCAGUCAUAACUCAGCUUAUAUUCUUCAGAGGCUCCAAAUACUCGAAGGAAACAGGGAUCACUCUCAUGGGCAUCAUGAUCCUGUGCUGCACCCUACCAAUCAUGCUCAUCUAUUUCCCACAGUGGGGUGGGAUGUUCUGUAGCCCCAAACCAAAUGCCACAGAAGAAGUAUAUUAUGCAGCUGAAUGGAAUGAGAAUGAGAAAGAGAAAGGUUACCACUCAGCAAGCUUAAAGUUUGCAGAGAACAGUGUCAGUGAAAGGGGUAAAAGAGGGGACUCCUCACCUACAGUCCCUGCAGAUGUACCAACACAAACAUGAACAUAAGAAAUUUAUUUAAGAAAGUCAUCAACAGCCGGUUUGAGAAACAUCAACUCACCUGCUGUUUGAUUUCUUAUCCAUGCAAGUUAUUGAUAUGUUUAAACGCCCGAAAAUACUGUCUGAAAUGAAGAUAAUGUCUCGCAGAAGAGCAUGUAAAAGCCUGCAGCAACUGCCACAAUGAUCUUUGCGAGUUCCGGAGCAUCUUUGUAAAUCAGAAGGCUAGGAAAGUUGAGUAUAAUGUUUCUUGUUCUUCUCUUACCAAAAGCUUUGUGAUCUUAAAUACAA
Elaeis guineensis (African oil palm) is the source of this 1955-nucleotide messenger RNA. Its product is annotated as high-affinity nitrate transporter 2.3. Gene Ontology annotation, biological process: transmembrane transport. Gene Ontology annotation, molecular function: nitrate transmembrane transporter activity. Lineage: Eukaryota; Viridiplantae; Streptophyta; Magnoliopsida; Arecales; Arecaceae. The record is from RefSeq and is a predicted model, not a curated record.